GCAAUUGAGCACCACCCUCGUUUCUGUUGAAUUUCUCAGAGCUCCACUGAAACUUUUUUCUAUUUCUUCUGUCUGCUUGAAGAAAAAUCGUAACCCUAGAUCUAGAAUCAUAAUGGCGUCAAGAAUUGCUGCAAGGUAUGUUUCACGAAGGAUGUCAAGUGGUGGAAGAGUUUUAGGCGAGGAGGAAAGAGCAGCUGAAAAUAUCUACAUUAAGAAAAUGGAGAAAGAGAAGCUGGAGAAGCUUGCACGCAAGGGCCCUGAAAAUGCAACCCCAUCGGCUCCCGUAUCUGAAGCAACUACUGCAGCUUCCACACCAAGUGCUGCAGCUUCCUCAACUUCGAAGACAUCAACUGACAAGAACCGAAACUAUGGAGUUAUUGCUGGUGUUGUAGCUGGACUCGGUGGUCUAGGUUGGUAUCUCAUGGCAAGUUCCAAGAAGCCAGAAGCUCAAGAGCAGGACUAAGGAUAGUGUUACACCUAGGAGGAAACAGUUAGAAAGCAUGCUUCCCUCAUUUUCUGAACUUUUUGUGGAUAUGGAAAAUCUGAUGUCACUUUCACCGCACAAAUUUUAUUUUGAUGAUGUUUCCCUCAUUUUCUGAACUAAUUUUGAGGAAAAGGAAAUCCUGAUUUCAGUAUGGAAUUAUGUCUGUUUCGCUGCAUACAUUUUCA
Messenger RNA from Papaver somniferum (opium poppy), 669 nucleotides. RefSeq lists its product as uncharacterized. Bases 113 to 463 code for a protein of 116 amino acids. The transcript has 3 exons. NCBI's taxonomy places the organism in Eukaryota, Viridiplantae, Streptophyta, Magnoliopsida, Ranunculales, Papaveraceae. The record is from RefSeq and is a predicted model, not a curated record.